AUGAGUUAUUCUUCGGUCGUAUGGAUUGAUGAUCCAUUCUUUAUCAAACGUCAACGUGUUCAAAUGGCUUGCUCUUUUUGUCGUCAUCGAAAAAUUCGAUGCGACGGUAGAAAUCCUUGCGCAAACUGCAAGAAAUAUUCUACUAGUUGUACUUAUAUUUCAACUACUUCUACUGACUCUUCUAUUUUCGGUAUACAAGCUUCUCAUGGAAAACGUCCUUUAGAUGAUGUCACAGAACGUCAAACUCUACCUCCAGCUCUCCGUCGUAAUCCUACUUCCCAAGGAAUUUUUUCGGCUCCUUCCCCUCAAUCUUCAACAAUCCUGUCAAGCAAUUCGAUUUCUGUUGCUAAACCGGAACCAAAAUUACCUCUAAUUGAUGAUCAUGUAAUACCUCCCGACGAUAUCGUUGAACAUUUACUUGAACUCUAUUGGGCCAAUGUCCAUCCUUACGUUCCAGUUCUAAAUAAAUCAAUUUUUUUACAACAACGUGAGAAUCCUGAUGAUCCUCCUUCUCUCUUGUUACUUAAUGCUAUGUUUGCCGUCGCUGCUGAAUUUUCUGAUCGUCCAUCUGUGCGCACUGAUUCUGAAUCUCAUGAAAAAGGUGGUUGGGUCUUUUUUGAUAGAGCUCGUAAUAUCCUUGAUUCUUUUUUGGAUGCUCCGAGAAUGUCUACUAUAGCUGCUCUUAUCCUUAUGUCAAUUUAUCAACAACAUAAUACUAGGCGGUCUGGAAUUUCCCCUGGUUAUUUUCGUAGAUGGAUGUAUAUUGGAAUGGCUAUUCGUAUGGCUCUUGAAUUGGAUUUAAAUAAGGAUUGUGAUGACCCUCAUCUUGAUCGUUCUCAUAAAGAAUUAAGAAAACGUUUGUGGUGGUCUCUAUUUAUGGUAGACGUAUUAGUUUGUUGCGGAAUUGGUAAAGCAAGUAAUAUUGAAGAAGAAGAAUGUACUAUUCCUGAACCUGAUGAAAAUGUAAAUGAACCUGAAUUAAAAGUUGAUGGUGCCCUUAGAGAAUUUAUUCAUCAAAUUAAAUUCACUAGAAUGCUUCACUUACUAUUAAAACAUAAUUUUUCUUAUAAAGUUUCAACUACUUCUCCAUAUCUUAAUCAAGAUAGUAUUGUGGCUAAUUUUGAAGAUCAAAUUCAAGAUUGGUUUUCUCAUUUACCUAUACAAUCUACUCAUACUACAGAUUCUCUUAUUGAUAACUCAAACAAUUGUUCUACAACAAUGUUACAUCUUAGAAUGUUAUAUUACUCUUUUAUCAUCCUUCUUCAUAGAAGAUAUAUUCUAAAUCAAGAUUCUCUUUCAAAAUGUAUUCGAGCAGCACAAGAGGUUACUCCAAUUGGUGCUUCAAUACUUCGUAAUUAUUCAUCCCCUUUUAGGGGAUUCCUUAAUUGUACUACUUGGUGUUUAUUACAAGCUGGAAUGAUUCAUGCUUUGAAUAAAGUUGUGGGAAAUGAAACUUCUUGUAGAGUUGCUGAAGAACAUUAUGAGAAAAUAGUUCAUCUUUUUCAGGAAUAUUCUCAAACAACCGCGUUACAAGUUUUACAAGAUCAUGCAAACACUUGCAGUUCACAUCGUUUAUCCGUAAUAGAUGUUUGGACUUCUUCCGAUAACCCUCCACAGCAAUCACCGGAAAUGUUCGUCUUUUCACCUGGAAGUAAGAGCUUACAAUAUGGUGCUACUACUCUCCAUAUGUCUCCGGGUACGGCUGCUUGUACUUUUGACACACCUCACAUAUCUCAAAUCACAACAACGCCUUUUUCCAGUCCACAUAAUGGGACAAUAUCACCUCUCUGUGGGACAACUCCUCAUCAAUCCCCAAAUGUCGAUCUCGGUCAAUUUGCAAAUAUAACAUCUCCUUUAUUGGAUAAUGAGAAUACACCUGUUCACUCUCCUGAUGAAUUUGUUAACUAUAAUAAUCCUUUUCCUGUUCUGAUCACAUAG
Messenger RNA from Dentiscutata erythropus, 1938 nucleotides. The record is from the annotation of a GenBank genome assembly. Lineage: Eukaryota; Fungi; Glomeromycota; Glomeromycetes; Diversisporales; Gigasporaceae.